AUGUCACAAGCUGGAGAACAACAGGCCGACAAAGGAGCGGUCGAAACAUCGCAGACCCACGAAUCGCAGUCCGAUGAGAGACUGCCCGAGGAACCGCAGACCGACAAACCACAGUCUGAAGAAUCGCAGACCAAUGAAGCACAGAACGAUGAAGCACAACCUGCCGAAGUGGAGAGCAAGGGAGCACAACCUGCCGAAGUGCAGAGCGAGGGAGCACAACCUGCCGAAGUGCAGAGCGAGGGAGCACAACCUGCAGAAGUGGAGACCAAGGGAGUACAGGCCGACCAACGAAAAGCAGAAGAAGAGCGUAUCGAGCGCGAGAGGGCCAGCGGAAAUAAACUCUGGAGCGCCUACAUCACCGAGGCGCAAAACUACGAUCAGGGACUCCUCGAAGGCUGGCGCAGCGAGAUGGAUGGUCUGCUGAUCUUUGCCGGUCUUUUCUCGGGCGUUAUCACGACUUUCAUAAUCGAUAGCUACAAAACGCUCAACCCUGAUUCGGGCAGUCAGACAGUCGUACUGCUCACCCAAACCGUUGCACUUCUCGGCCAGAUCUCGCUCCAACUCGCAAACAUGAACAAUGGAACGGCGAUGGUGGAUGCACUGCCUCCCACCGCUGCGUUCUCGCCCCCGGCAUCCUCCCUCGUCUGCAAUGUGCUCUGGUUCACCAGCCUUGCACUCAGCUUGUCGAGCGCACUCGUCGCCACUCUCGUCAAGCAGUGGGCGCAGGAGUACCAGCACCGGACGUCCAUGUUCUCGUCUCCCUCUGUCCGCGCGCGUGUGUACAUGUAUCUCUUCCACGGCUUACAACGCUUCAAUAUGCAUGCCGUUGUCGGUGUUCCCCCGCUUCUGCUGCACGCUUCACUGCUCCUGUUCUUCGCGGGUCUCGUUGCCUUUCUCGUGCCCAUCAAUAUCAUGAUCAUGGGAAUCACCUCUGCUCUGCUGUUCCUGUUUGUCUCCGUCUACGGAACGUUCUCCGCCCUUCCGCUGUUCUUCGUCGACUGUCCAUACCAGACGCCACUCACACGGAUCCUCUGGUCGCUGAAUCAGAGCUGGGGAAGCAUGCUGAGGGCUUAUAUUCGGAGAGCAAUGGCUAGUUGCAAGGCGUUCAUCCGAACCAAAGUCGCCGUGCCAGACCCCGAGAAAGCCACGGAAUCUGCUGUGACGAGUCCUGACGUCUCUGGCGAGGUUUUCGCCCGUGAAGACACGCAUCCGGAGUCACAAAGCAUGUUGGACGCCAUCAAAUCAGAAGCACUGCAUCCUCCUGUCAAGAUAGAGACGCACGCACUCGCGUGGGCCGUCCGGUCUCUCUCUGACGACGAGGAACUCGAGAAACUUGUCGAGGGGCUCCCCCAGACGCUGUGGGAUUUUGAUAAAGACCAGCCCCGCGGCGUGUAUCAGACACUGUUUCAGUCCCUGUUACGUGAUCCAGAAGUCCAUCUGGGCCAGCGUCUUGCCGAUUUCAUGGCUGGCUCCAACAGCAAUCUGCUCGAGCCCAAGGACCGCCUUCGCCGCCAGCUGUCUGUGCUCCGGGCCAUCUGGGCCAUCUGCGCGUUCUCGCUUCACACAGAUUCGCCUCUGCAAAGUCCCAUCGGAGAGGCCGACGUGGACAACGCGCUGCUCGGCUCCAAGUUCCAUGCUUCUCCUGACGUGCAGAGCAUGAUCCUUGACGUGACCGCUUUGAUCCGUCUGAACAUGAUCGAGUCUCGGAGCCGGGAGCGGGCCCCCACACAGCCGAGCAACUCUGACGCCGAAGCGGAGAAGCGACGGCACGCAGACAUGCAUCGCACGUACACGGAUUAUCUGGUGGCACUUUCCAAAAGCGCUGCCAGCUUCCAACGGGAUGCGACCUGUUCACUCUUUGAUCGGUCACAAAUGCGGUUCACGGAAGCACACGGCUACGACACUCUGCAAUACGCUCUCCACGAGUUGAUCGAUUCCGCGUUGGACAAGACGGCGGACGAGACAGCGGAAAACGUCGUCUUUGCUGCUCGCCUGUUGAUCAGCCCGUUUGCCCACACAUCGGAAUAUCCUAUUUUGUUCCUGUUGCGUGUUGAUCUUGGGCCUUUCCUUGUCCGCCAUCCGUCCCUCACCGUCUCUGACCCGAAAUCCGACUCGAAGCAUCAUUACACCCGGUUACUGUGCCACAUGCUAUGCAGGAACUUGAAGAACAAAGAAAAUCCCCAGGAAUCUGUCGACGCCCUCGAGCUCAUUUAUCGGACAUUGCUCGAGUCCGAUAAGCCACCAAAAGACUUGGAAACCCAUCUUCUGGUCCUCCGCAAUCUGCGGGCCGAGGCACCCGACAUCCGCACACACCGUUUGGCUGCCAUCGUCCUGUCUGUCGUGCUCUGCAGUUGCAAUGAUUCAUUAGAACGGGAGAAAAUGCAGAGUAUCUUCGGCAACGAGGGUUGGUUCCGCUCCGUGCUCGGCCUUGACAACGAUGGACUGACGGAGCAGGCAUCGGCUGAGCAAAUUUACGAAUGUGUCCGUGUGGGUGUUUGGACCACUUUCUUUGAGCAGUGUGCCGCCCGGAGUCCGGAUCAAACAGAGCGGGACGCGGACUGGGAGACGCUUCGAUUGGUGGGACGCCACGCAGGCAGGUUGAUUCGUUCUGUGAUCCCGACUGGACUGCAACGCCGAUAUGCCGACGCCGCUUCUGCAUUCAUGCGCAAAUAUCCAGAAAACUGUCUUGCGGAUCUGGAUGGGCUCUUCUGGGUGCUUUUCUGGGCCGUCCAUGAGAGGGACGGGUGGAUGACCGAUGUGGAUGCAUUGCGUGUCCUGGACGUGGCUGUGUCAGAGGUGCAGACGGACGAUCAGCAGGAAUCACACCGGGACUAUGCUCAAUGGAUCCGCAGAUACCUGCAGAAGCGGCUCGAGUCUGUCCCCCUCGGCAGUGACGGGGAGUAG
Messenger RNA from Mycena citricolor, 2904 nucleotides. NCBI's taxonomy places the organism in Eukaryota, Fungi, Basidiomycota, Agaricomycetes, Agaricales, Mycenaceae. The record is from the annotation of a GenBank genome assembly.